Messenger RNA from Torulaspora globosa, 1215 nucleotides. It is a transcript of the gene IDS2, whose product is annotated as Ids2p. The transcript has a single exon. Lineage: Eukaryota; Fungi; Ascomycota; Saccharomycetes; Saccharomycetales; Saccharomycetaceae. The coding region runs from base 1 to 1215 and encodes 404 amino acids. The record is from RefSeq and is a predicted model, not a curated record.
AUGGAAGAAGAGUCUACAUUCUAUCCCGAUGAUUUCAAUCUGGAGCUGGCAGACGCGGUCAAGAAGUCGUGGUCGGAACCGCAGGAGCGCUGCCAAUCUUCUACACUCUUCUCGCCAGUAGGCACUCCACCAGCUGGCUCUUCUGCGGGUUCGUUCGUGUCUUCGAACAACCAGGGCAGCUUGGUUACUCCGCCAAUGACCUCGAAUGGGGUGCCCGAUGAGUCCUGUCCAGGGCGGAAUGUCGAGCGUCAUUAUUCGCUUACCGAAAACACUCACGAAUCGAUCAGCGAUAUUAUGGUCGAUCUGAGCUUAGGAGAUGCUCAGGAGGCGACUCCUGAGUCCCAAUUGCAGCCUCGGCCCGUUCGGCGGGGCUCGAUUCAGGACGUUCACCGAGUUAGACACCUGCUGAACCCCCGAAGCUCCUUCUCCGGAGCGUCCACAGACGAACCAACGGUCCCAAGGGAAGAGAACGUCGGCUGGGUCACCAUACUUGCCGACGAUCGGCCAGAAACCAUGAAACCCAUCAUUAUUCUAGAUCGGUCACUUCAGGCAGUGAAAUCGAAAUACAGGCUACACGUCCUCCAUGAUAGGCAGACGAACGCAGCAGAAUUGGCUGCUUGUGGGAUUAAAACCGUAUGUUUCGAUGAAACCUUGCCCAAGUCGUUUCGCUGCGCUAUCGGCUCCAGUUCCGUGCUGAGUCUAUUCGUCGUGCUGGUGGACCGAUUGGAGCUUGCAUGCUACCUGGCACCAACGUGCAUGGUUAUGGAGAACGUCGAUGAGCUGCUGGAAAGCGAGGAGAUCUGCGAUGAAAUUGACAAUGAGACUUGCGUAUUGCUGACAAAGGAGUCGUCUGAAGGGGAAGCCAAAAAUUGCCUCCAGAUCAUGAUUCUGAGACCCUGCAAUGAUCUAGCUAUGUGCGUCAAAGAACUCUUCACAGUCUAUGGUGACCAUGGCGAAGAACGGAAAGUGAGCUACAAGGACGAUUUUGACGUGCUGAGAACUUUGUUCGAUCAUACCUGGGGCCACCUGUCAUCUGAUGAAUACUGCACAACUCCAAAUUUCCAGCAAUUUACUGAUAAGCAGUACAAGAUAGUCGAUUACAGGCUCCUGAAACCAUGGAUCGAGUCGGAAGAGUCUGCAACCAACUCUCUAUGCGAACGAUGGCGUUUAGCAUGGCAAGAUUUUGAGCUAUCCUGGAGAGAUUCCAGCCUCUAG